GCGCCAUAAUGGAUUGGUCUGAGGGUGAUCUGGUAUGGUUUGACCCGGGUGUGGGUCAUCCAAUACCGGGUGAAAUACAAGAGGUACAUCGGGCCGCUCAAGUUAUUGUGGUGCAGGCUGUCAUUAAGGGGAAGCCCCAAACCUUUGCCCUGCAACCUGGAGAGGGCAACCUUCGACCCCGCCAGGACUUGGGUAGCAGUGGUGUGGAGGACAUGACCAUGCUGGAGGAUCUGCACGAAGCUUCCCUGCUAUGGAAUUUACGUUUGCGUUAUGACAAGGGCCUGAUCUACACGUUCGCGGGAAGUAUCCUGAUAGCCAUUAAUCCCUAUAAAAUGUUCCCGGAUUCAUAUGGCCUAGAGGUGGCCAAACAAUAUGCCGGCAAGCCAUUGGGUACCAUGCCGCCACAUCUCUUUGCAAUUGGAGCUGCGGCUCAUGCUUCGCUGCCCUCACCCCAGGUGGUGGUGAUUUCCGGAGAAUCAGGUUCAGGAAAAACAGAGUCCACAAAAUUGGUAAUGCAAUAUUUGGCGGCAGUGGUGCCGGGUGGAGGUUCCGCCUCAGCUGUCAUAACCGAACAAAUUCUCGAAGCUGCCCCUCUAUUGGAGGCCUUUGGUAAUGCUCGAACCACCAGGAAUGACAACAGUUCCCGGUUCGGCAAAUAUUUGGAGGUGUAUUUUAAAAGUGGUGCCAUUGUGGGCGCCAAGAUAACCCAGUAUCUAUUGGAGAAGUCUAGGAUUGUAACCCAAGCCCCCGGUGAGCGUAACUACCAUGUCUUCUAUGAAAUGCUGGGAGGCCUCUCGGAAACGGAACGCACCAAAUAUGGCCUAUUGGAGGCUGAUAAAUAUUUCUAUUUAAAUCAAGGAGCCACAGAUUGUGCUCCCGGCCGGGUGGAUUGGGAAUCACUGCAGAGUGCUAUGCAGGUUUUGGGUGUCUCCGAAGGAGAAAGGGAAGGCAUAAUCAGGGUUCUGGCCUCCGUGCUGCAUUUGGGUAAUGUCUACUUCCAUCGACGCCAGUUACGCCAUGGCCAGGAGGGUGUGGAGGUUGGUUCUGACGCUGAAAUUAAAUGGGCUGCCCAUUUGCUGCAUAUCUCCGCAGAGGGUUUGCAUCGCUCGUUGACCAGUCGCAUAACCGAAGCCCGAUCGGAGAGAUUACAUACCCCGCUGAGCAUAGAUCAGGCCUUGGAUGCCAGAGAUGCCUUUGCCAAGGCUUUGUAUUCGGGAUUGUUUAAUUGGCUGGUGUCGCGUAUCAACUCCAUUGUUCAGAAGGGUGGCACCCAUGAUGCCCAUCGUAUUUCGAUUUUGGAUAUUUUUGGCUUUGAGGAUUUGGCGGAGAAUAGCUUCGAGCAGCUUUGUAUCAAUUAUGCCAAUGAAAAUCUGCAGCUAUAUUUCAAUAAGCAUGUCUUCAAGUUGGAACAGGCAGAAUAUUCGCGAGAGCGGUUGGAAUGGACCCCUCUAACCUGGGAUGAUAAUUUACCCGUCAUCCAUUUGCUGGCCAAGAAGCCGGUGGGCAUUUUCCAUCUCCUCGACGAUGAAUCAAAUUUCCCCCGAGCGUCGGAUAUGAGUUUUCUGGAGAAGUGCCACUACAAUCAUGCCUUGAAUGAGCUGUAUUCCCGGCCCCGGGUAGGAGCCCAAGAAUUUGGUAUUACCCAUUAUGCCGGGCAGGUGUGGUAUUGUGUUGACGGAUUCCUCGAUAAAAAUCGUGAUGCUUUGCGAGGUGAUGUCCUGGAGUUACUUAGCUCGAGUAAGCUGCAAUUGGUCUCUGAUCUGACAAAGCAGUUGAGGGCCCAGCGGGACUCUGGGAAGACUUUACCUAAAGGAAAUAAUGGACGAUUUGUUACCAUGAAGCCAAGGACCCCCACAGUGGCGGCCAGAUUCUCCGACUCUUUGCAACAAUUGCUCCAAUCGAUGGGCAGGUGUAACCCCUGGUUCGUUCGCUGCAUAAAACCGAACAAUGAAAAACAAUCCCUGAAAAUGGAUAUGCCCUGCGUGCUGCAGCAACUCCGCUACCUUGGAAUGUUGGAUACCAUACAAAUCCGCCAAAAGGGUUAUCCGGUACGUCUACGCUUCCAACAUUUCAUUGAACGCUAUCGUCAUCUGAUGAGAUCCCCAUUGUCGCGAGGCACUCCCUAUCGUGAAUUGUGCCGAAUUUUACUGGAAUCAAUGCCCGGCACUGGUAUUGAGGGUCCCGACUAUCAAUUGGGCGCCACUCGAGUUUUCCUCCGUGAAGCCCUGCAUCGCAUGCUGGAGAGUAGCCGUUCGGAUCGCUUGAAAACCGCCGCUGUGGUUAUCCAGAAACAUGUACGCGGCAUGCUGGCCCGACGACACCUGAUGCGUAAGAAAAAGGCCGCCACCAGGAUACAGGCCCGCUGGAGGGGUCAUCGUGAAGCGAAGAAAUACAAAGAACUACGCCAAGCUGCCAUUAAGGCUCAGGCCUUAUGGCGUGGUAAAAUGGGACGCAAGCGGGCGGUAAAACUCAAGGCCGAAUAUCAAAGACGUUUGGAGGCCCAGCGGGCCCAAAAGGAACGUGAGGCCAAAAAGCAGGCCAAGGAGAAUUUGGAACGCAGUCAAAUCUCAUAUCUUGAUAUACCCGCUGAAUUGGCUUUCAUAUUCUCGAAAAGUGAAGGUUGGACCCCGGUCCACGGAGAUCGACAUUUGGUCAAGGUGGUGGGCACCGUGCCAGGACCUCCAGUGGCUGCCGAUUUACCCAAGGAUUUGGAUCAAUUUUCAUUUGGCAAAUUUAGUUCGGUGUACUGUAACGGCAUGCGGUUGCUCUCCGCCCGCAGGGAACCCAUUACCACGCCCUUCCUUUCCAGGGCCGCUUCAAGGGAUCAAGAUUUCCAGGACUCCUUGGCGGUAUUUAAACUAAUUCUACGCUGGACCAAUGACAAAACGUUGGAUACCAACAAGGAAAAGGUCUUGGCGGAUUAUAUUGUGCACAAGGGGUUGUCCUCUCGGGGCCUACGCGAUGAAAUUUUGGUUCAAUUGUGCAAUCAAAUCUACAACAACGAUGAGGUCCAGGCCCAGAGACUUUGGCAAUUGAUGGCCCAGUGCCUGUCCUGUUUCCAACCCGGUCCAGCCUUUAGUAAAUAUUUGAUGAAAUUUAUUGUGGACCAGGCCCCUGACUCCAUGAGGGAUAUGCUGCUCAAGAAAAUUCUGCGGAAUGGUGUGGGUUCCAAUCAUGCCAAUAGCUGUCGUAAUUUCACACCCUCCUGGGUGGAAUGGAGGGCAAUUUCUCGUAUGUCCGAUAUUGCCGUGUCACUGACCCUACCCGAUGAAAAUAGCCAAACUGUGGCCAUUGAUUCGUGGACCACCUGUGAAGAGGCUGCCUCAUUGGCUGUGUCCACUCUCGGCAUUUCCAAUCGUGGCUGGACUGUGGUCUUUGAUGAUGGUAAACUGCUGACAGAUUCCUGUGGCCUCGAUUAUGUUUUGGAUUUGAUUGCUGAGAAGGAAUUGUGUCCUGCCUUUCCGGCCCUGCGAAGCGAUUUAAUGACCACCGGUGCUAAAUUCCAUAGGACAAUUUUGUCGGGAGAGCCUGGAGAUACCAAUACCCCCAAGAGGCCUCAGGUGCCACCACCCGAACCACCACAAAAAUUGAAAUCGAGUACCCCGGUGGAAUCGCCAAUUUCCGAUUCAAAUGAUGAGCAGCCCAUAAGGAAAAAUUCCCGGAAUAUUUUGUCCCGCAACUCGGCCCUGAAUGAUAGAUACUUCGAGCAGGAGAAAUCGAGAUCUAAGUCUCUGGAUGAUCUGCUGGCGGGAGAUGUCACGGACUUGGAUGCCAAUACAGAACCGGAACCUUUGGCGGAAAUUGGUUUAUCGGAAAGUCGUCUCAAUGAUAGAUAUCAUUCUGCGGAACGCUUGACACCCAUGGGCAAGGAGUCUGCCCCACGUUAUCAAAAGUCACAAUAUGCCGGCCGCAGGUCUCAUGGAGGUUCCCACUCCAGUAAAUAUAUGGAUAAGUCAGAAUAUGCCACGCGAUCCUCAGCCAUGUCCGAUACAAGUGAGGCCCCCUCAUUGGCUUCGCAUGUAAGGCGGGUAAGGGUACCCUCGCAGGCCUCAGAUGUGGAUCAAUUUUUGGAUGACCUGUUUAGUCCCGUAUUGGAUGGUUCAUUGGAUGAGUUGUCAGAUGCCAGAUCAUUGGCGGCCAGUAUAAGGGGUGGUGGCGCCCAACUGAAGCUAAAAGGAGAGAUUGAAGAAAAUUCCGAAUUUGACAAAGAAAACUUCUGCGAGGCCCCUGAUUGUGGUUCCAUGGAGUCUCUAAAUUGGAAUAGCCACUUUUUGUCGGCAAAAAUCAAGGGAGGUGGUGAAAAACCCAGCCAAGGAAGACCCGAAGAGGAAUCCAAUUCCGCCAACCUAGAUGACUACAUCACAGGGCUCUUUAAACCCAUUUUUGUCAACGAAGCUGUAAAGGUAUUGACCGAACAUUCCGAACUCAUUGAUAGCAUUAAAGGAGGCGGCGCCCAAACCCAGGCCACCUCGACCAGCAGUACCUUUGUUAGCGGCCCUAUAAGCCCCAUACUCAACAGCAGUGAUAACCUCUUGCAAAUGGUAAAUAUACCACCCGAUGCUGAUCCCUCUACAUAUCAACAUCAGGUUCAGAGGGCUUUUCUACAAUCCGCCAUGGCACAAAAUUUACAAAUUCAACAGCAGCUCUUGGCACAAAAUCAGGCCCUGCAAACCCUAUUGAGUCAACAGGAGACGGGUGGUACGACUUCACCACCUCUCAUUGCCCCGCUUAUUGCUCCGGUGGUAAAUGCCAGCCUUAAUGCAGGUACUACUACAGCCACUGCAACCUCCUCCUCCUCUAGUAACACGGCAAUUUCGAAUAAUAUGACCGCCAAAAUUUCCGUCGUCUCCAAUGAGUCGGUGCACCAGGUCCGCAAGCAGAGUGUUAAGAAUCGCAUAUCACAAUUUUCGGAAAGUGAGCGUAAUCGCAAGGCCUCAUCGGAAAGUGGAGGCUCGCUGAUUCCACCACCACCUCCUCCACCCAUGCCACCACCCAUCGAGGUAAAAGAUCCCUCGGAGACUCGGCACUUUUUGGAUCCCUAUGGCCGGGCCAAAACGGUGCGUAUUGGUAAAUGGCGCUGGCCACCACCUCAGGAUGGCCCCCAAUUCGAAACGGAGGAAGAUUUCUUUGCCUUUAAAAUGCGUCAACAUCAAAGGAAGAAUACCCCGCAGUCUCAGUUCCAUAGUAGCAAUGGUUCGCUGACUGGUUCCGCCAUGGAAUGGGAGGAAUUUGAGGUGCAGGAUGGCAUAUCGAAGAGUCCUUCGCCAGUGGUGAGCAUGCCUAUGCAUACCACACAAAUGGUCAGGACCCAGAUAAAAAUUGAGACAGGUGGCCUGAAACAGCAUCACAACAAUAAAAUGGAACAACAACAACAACAAACCAUUGUCACCACAAAAACAACAAAGAAGAGCUUCGAAAUCGGUGCCGAUCGUCCCCCACCAGGUAGUGUGGGAAAACUCAAACUUAGCUCUGAGAUGAGGCAACGCCUGGAACAGGUUACCGCCGGCCACUCCGUACGCUCCACAGUGAGUACCAAAUCUGAGCAAAGGACUCCCGCAAAGUUGGAGGACACCCGGAAAAUGAUGCUACAACAACAGCUGAGUGGCCAAUUUGCCAUGAUGAGCGGCAGUGCAGCGAAUACGGCGGAUCUGCACACGGUGCGUUCGCAUAUCGAACGUAUGGAAGAGAAAAUGGUGCCGACACCCUCGAGCUGGCCAGCCCAUGUACCACCGGCACCCAGUAUACCAGCACCACCACCACCAAUACGACCACCAAAUGUGGCCCCUCCUGCACCACCACCCGUACCCAAGAGUCCUCCCAUGCACAUCGACGAGGUGGAUGAGACGGAAUAUAGGGCUCAGAGUAAAGACAUCCCUGCCUUUAUACAACGUCAGGAUAGGGAUACCUUCGGGGCAAGACAUAACUGGAAUGGUUCGGAUGAUUCCAAGGAUGCCUAUGACUCCUGGGGUCGUACUGAGGCCGCAAAACUUGAUAUGGUCUAUGAGAAGAGCUACAAAAAGGAAAUGAAAAAUGAAAGGGAUCGUUCAAGGUCUCGAUCACGUUCUCGCGACCGUGAUGAUUUCUCGGAAUCGGUGUGGGAUCGUGCCGAGGUGGAAGGCCCUGCCUCGAGUGGCAGUGAACGGGAACGUGAAAAGGAACGCGAGAAACGUGAGAGGAUCUAUGAAAUGCGCCAGGUGGAAAGGGAAAAGGAAAGUCACAAAGUCUAUCAGCCAGCUCCGCCCAAGGUUGUCACAGCCACCAUUGAACGCCAAGAUCGCAGUGACAACUACAGUCCCGUUAAUGUGGGCGAACGUAAAUAUUCCUAUCAAGCCAUGGCCUCGAAUAAAAAACAAUCUGCAGCCUCCCAUGCCUCGAAUGUGGCCAAUGUCUCGAGUGUUUCACACACCCCAGCCACCUUCCGCACCCACAUGGCUCAGAAAUACGAAAAGGAAAGAAAACGCAAAUCUUCUGCCUCCACCACAGUGUCACAAAGUACCACACGACGUGAUGAGGAGACAGAUGGAGGCGAUGAAUGGCCCCUGCCGGCCAUACCAGCCCCAGUGCCCGCUCCAGCUUCACUCAAACAUCCAGCAAAUGCAUGCCUAACCUAUAAUCGUGUGCCAUGGAAGUUGAGGAUACGCAAGGAAGUAUUCCACCCGAAUGAACCCAUAGGGCCCCCAGUGGCCUUGGAUUUACUCUUCGCCCAGGUAUCAGCUGAUGUCUUUGGCCUUACACCCUCUCUACGCAUAUCACCACAAGAAAAGGCCGCUGCCAUCAAUAUGCUAAGUGGCCAUGGGGUCACUGCGGAAACUGUACGCAGUCAAAAUGUACGAGCCAUUGUGAAACGUCAUCUCAUCGAUAUGGCCCGUGAAUGGCCUUUAUACUUUGCUCGACUCUUCCCGGUGCAGGGUGCCCCACAAUAUCCCGAUGUUAGCAUUAUGGGCAUAUCCCACAAUGGAUUGUAUUUGGCCCGCCGCGAUGCCGACUAUUUAAUUGUCGUCCAGGCCAUACCAUUUGCUGAGAUCCAAAAUGCCAUUACCCUACCACGGCCAGCUUCGUUACAAUUGAAUUUACGUAGUGGUAAACAAGUCGCUUUGCAUGCUGGACGGGCGGCUGCCAUACAGGCAAUGAUAACGCUGUUCGUUCAGGAAUAUCGAAAGACUCAAUCGAAAGCUUCAACCUUGUCAUCGGGUGUACGGGCUGCGGCGCAAACACUGAAUGUCCCCAUUGAACGUUUGGAAUCUCGACAAUCGAAUCAUCGUGAAGCCGCCGGCAAUAACGGGCAUCAAGGAUCCGCUGGUCAGCAGCAGCAACAACAACAAAUGCGCAACACAUCCUCACCCAUGAUGGCUGGAUCGUAUGAUGAGACCCAUCAUAUGCAUCACAGUCCCCAUGGUGGCCGUGGUGAGCAGGGCUCUCGUGCUGAACAACAUUCCCGCUCUGAGAUGCAUUCCCGAUCCAUGAUGCACGGCAUGCAUGAUGCCAUGGAUCAUCAUCAUUCGCCAGUGGCCGGAGAACGUGGUCAUCACUACAACGGUCACAAUGAAAUCGAGGAUGAAAGGCUAAUCGAACGCGAUCACUAUGGUGGGGGCGGUGAACAUCAUCAGCAAUAUGCCAAGCAACAAAGUUAUUUACAUACCGGACGUAAGCUAUCCAGUCAACAAUAUCAUGGAGCAGCUGGCAUGCAUCCAAGGGAUCAGCAGCCUCCUGGACAUUUACAACCCUCGAAUUUGGAUGCCAACUACAUGGCAGAGGAUCAACAUAAUGGUGGCGGUUCGACCUCGCCAUCGGUGACUCGUUACUCUUUGUUACAAUUUGCCAUGCAACAUUUUAGAAAUGAUCAAAUCCACGAUUCCCGUUCCCAUGGCCGUGACUCCUCGGAGCGUUCCUCAAAUCGUUCUUAUGCCGAAUUGGUCAAAUGGCAGGGUGUACCAAUACGCACACCUCUGCUACGUUUGCCCAACGAUUUGGCACCCCUGGCCUUGGAAUGUUUUGAAUGCAUAUUGUGCUAUUGUGGCGAUAUACCCAUGGAUCCGGAUCUAACAGAAGUUAAAUGUGUUUAUACGGUGCUAAUGCAUUGUCACAAAUAUUUGGCAUUACGCGACGAAGUCUAUUGCCAGUUAAUGAAACAGACGACCGCCAAUCGUUCACCCUGUCACGAUUCAGCACAACGUGGUUGGCGUUUACUCAGUAUUUUGGCGGCAUAUUUCGGCUGUUCGGAUGCGUUGAGGCCAUAUCUACUCGAACACUUAACAUCUGCCGCUUCGGAUCGUCGUCGUUCGUGUCAUGGUACAGCAGCUGUGUGUUUGACAAAUCUUCGCAAGACCGCACGAUGUGGUGGUCGUAAAAAUGUCCCAAGUGUGGAAGAGGUUACAGCCGUCUCGGCUGGACGUUCGGCAAGAAGACAAAUCUAUCGUUUGCCCGGUGGGGCGGAACGUGUGGUAAAUACCCGUUGUUCCACAGUGGUGGCGGAUGUUAUUGCUGAACUUUGUGCCCUUUUGGGUAUUGAAUCGGAAACGGAGCAACAGGAAUUCUCGCUGUAUUGCAUUGUACAGGGUGAUGCCUUUACCAUGCCACUGGCUGCCGAUGAAUAUAUUCUGGAUGUUACCACGGAACUACUGAAAUCAGGCCAGCCUUUCUAUUUGAUAUUCUGUCGUUCGGUGUGGCAUUUCCCAUUGAAGAGAGAUCCCGCUCCGACGCCUUUGUAUGUUGAGGUUCUUUUCAAUCAGGUGGCUCCUGAUUAUUUGGAAGGUUUGCUGCUGGAAUUGCCUGGUAAUGGAGUGCCACCUCCCGAAGUGGUAAGGGACAUGGCACGCAUUGCGGCCUUAUUGCAUCGGGCAGCCGAUUUGAGUCAUGUACCAGCCAUGAAGGAAAUUAAAUUCCUAUUACCUAAACCCGCUUUAGGUAUUAGAGAAAUACGCCCCGCCCAGUGGGUGGGUUUGGUUCAAUCGGCUUGGCCACAAAUCGCUAAUCUAAGUCCCGGUCAGGUGAAGGCACAAUUUUUAAAUGUCCUAUCGGCAUGGCCUCUAUUCGGCAGUAGUUUCUUCGCGGUGAAACGUAUUUGGGCCGAAGAGGGUCCCCAUGUUGAUGAUAGUCCGAUGUGGAGAGAUUUGAUAUUGGCAUUGAAUCGUCGUGGGGUGUUGUUCCUGGACCCCAAUACACAUGAGACAAUGCAGCAUUGGCCAUUUAUGGAGGUGAUAUCGACACGGAAGGUCCGCUCCGAGGAUGGUGCCCUGUUUCUGGACAUGAAAGUGGGCAAUUUAAUGCAGCAGCGUGUCAUACGAGUCCAAACCGAACAGGCCCAUGAAAUAUCGCGUUUGGUACGCCAAUAUAUAACCAUGGCUCAAAUUAGUCAACGUGACAAAAGAGAUGUCAAUUAA
Molecule: messenger RNA, 9380 nt
Organism: Musca vetustissima
Lineage: Eukaryota; Metazoa; Arthropoda; Insecta; Diptera; Muscidae
Gene: Myo10A
Product: unconventional myosin-XV
Cellular component (GO): myosin complex; cytoskeleton
Molecular function (GO): protein binding; cytoskeletal motor activity; ATP binding
Source: RefSeq, a predicted model, not a curated record